UGUCCGCCAGAGGCUUAACGUCUGGAGACGUCACAGCUUAUUACUUAUAAAACAAUGGCUGCUACUUUCAAUCAAUAUGACAGAUCUAGUUGGUACUUUGGUCCAAUGUCCCGUCAAGAAGCCUCGGAUUUACUGAUGGGUGAAAAAGAAGGUGGUGUAUUUUUAGUACGUGACAGCACAUCGAUACAUGGGGAUUAUGUUCUAUGUGUACGAGAAGACAGCAAAGUUAGCCAUUAUAUUAUAAAUAAAAUUCAGCAGGGUGAUCAAGAACGUUAUCGGAUUGGAGAUCAAAUAUUUCCUGAUAUUCCCAACCUUUUGGCUUUUUACAAAUUACAUUAUUUGGAUACAACACCAUUAAUCAGGCCUGCACCUAAAAGAACACAAAAGGUGAUAGCAAAAUAUGAUUUUGAAGGCAAUGAUCCAGACGACUUACCAUUUAGAAAAGGGGAAAUUCUCACAAUUGUAACAAAAGAUGAAGAGCAAUGGUGGACUGCCAGAAACAGUCUUGGACAAACUGGAUCAGUUCCAGUUCCAUAUGUUCAAAAAUAUGAAGAAGACAAUCAUUCUGUGAUGGAAAAUAAUUCGCGUCCAGAUAGUGGAGGAAGUUCGACUCUGAAUUCAAAUUCUGUUCAAGUUUCUGCUUCUCAACCAUCAUAUCCAGAAAGUGGACAAGGAACUACCCGCAGGUCAAAUAUUCAACGAACAUUACCUGCUUUUGCAAAAGUGAAACAAGCAAGAGUACCAAAUGCAUAUGAUAAAACUGCUCUAAAACUAGAAGUUGGAGAUGUGAUAAAAGUAACGAAAACUAAUAUAAAUGGCCAGUGGGAAGGUGAACUACAUGGGAAGGUUGGUCAUUUUCCAUUUACGCAUGUUGAAUUUGUGGAUAAUGAAGUUGAAGAAGACAAUCAGGAGAUUUAACGGAGGUCUUCCAAGUGCGAUGAGUAAUGAAGUUGACUUGGCAAUUUAAGUUUAUAUUAGCAGUUAUCCUAUGUACUGGUACAUAGAAGCAGCUUAUUUAAAAUUUCUGUAUGAAAUUAUUUGUUUUCAACAGUAAUCUAUAGUUGAUUUUAAUGAUUUGUAUUUGUUUUAAUACGAUUUUAAAUAUAUUAAAUUCAUGUUAACUUCGAAUACAUGAUCAUGUUAGAUAAUCGUAUAUAUUUAUGGUUUAAAAAACAUACCAUUUUUUAACAAUUUUGUACCGGUACAUAUCAUGCUGUCUAGCCAUAGGUUGUGCCACAAAUGGAGCAACAUUUUCUACUAGAAUAUUCUAUUUAAUGAUGAAGCUGUUAACCAUAUUAUGAUUGUAAUUAUACAUGAAUUACAUUAACUAUAUAUUAUUAGGUAAUUACAUAAGUUGCAAUUGCUGAGUAACUUUUUUAAGAAAACAGAAACUGUGAAUUUAUGUUUCUAAGUGCAUCGUAUUAUAACGUCAUGAUUGUAAGUUGCGCGGAUUACUUGUUAAUAUGUAAUUAUACAGAUCAUAAGAGCAUUUAGUUAUGUAAAAAGUGGUAGCAACUUUAAAGUUCCGCUUUAUACUAUGUAUACAUUAGUUUUAUUGUAAUGGCAGUCAUACGUGAAUCACUGUAAAUUAUAUAUUAAUAUAUAACUAUAUAAGUGAACUGUAUAUCGUGAUUUUUGUAAGAACAAUAACUUCAAAAAUUACUUUAAAGUUCUGUUUAACGUAGUGAUUCGUAUAAAUCCAGUUAUGUAUGUAUAA
Messenger RNA from Megachile rotundata (alfalfa leafcutting bee), 1717 nucleotides. It is a transcript of the gene Crk, whose product is annotated as Crk proto-oncogene, adaptor protein. Gene Ontology annotation, cellular component: cytoplasm. The record is from RefSeq and is a predicted model, not a curated record. Lineage: Eukaryota; Metazoa; Arthropoda; Insecta; Hymenoptera; Megachilidae. Gene Ontology annotation, biological process: cell migration; enzyme-linked receptor protein signaling pathway. Gene Ontology annotation, molecular function: receptor tyrosine kinase binding; signaling adaptor activity.